AUGUUCGGGGCUCUCAGUGUUGACAUCAAGGGGUGGCUUCAUGAUCUGAACAUGCCAAAUAUUCUCUGGCUAUCUGGAAGUCCUGGUUCUGGAAAGACAACAAUUGCUUCAACUGUUGUUGCUGACUUUGAAUCUUUCUCUGGGAAAUUCUUCUUUCACCGUGAUCAGGCUGAAUUUUGUGAUCCAGACAAUCUGUGGAGACACCUUGCUUUGUAUCUUGCACUAGGAAACAAUGCUCUAAAAAAAUCUAUAGCUAAGGCAUUAGAGACACAGAAAGCUAACAUCAGAGGCCUUGAUAUUUCUAUGCAAUUUGAGCAUCUCAUUGUUAAACCAGUUCAAGACUUGUUUCAAGACACUGCACCCAUUGUUAUUGAUGCUCUUGAUGAAUGUGACCAUCAUCACUAUCUUAAUAUUCAGAGAGCACUGGAUUCUGUUAGCCAGCAUAUUGAUCUUCAUAUUGGAGAUCAAGUUUCUGAUCAGACCUCUCAAGAUCUUGAGCUUUACUUUACUACAAGAUUCUUUGACAUGGCUAGAUUGCAAACAUCACUGCCUUUAAAUUGGCCUGGUCCAGAUAAAAUUUCUUUUCUUGUAAGGAAGGCUGCUGGCCUCUAUAUUUGGGCUAAAUCUGCAAUGGACUUUAUUUUGCACAGAGGUGGUGAUACUGAAGAAAGGUUGAAUGUCAUUUGCUCUGACUCUGGGGAAGGCAUUGAUGUUAUUGACACCUUGUACCAGCACAUUGUUUCUGUUGCUUUACAAGGGCUAAGAGAGGCAGAAAAAAGUUCUUUAUCAUCAGCUUUGGGAGCAAUUGUUAUUGCAAAGAACCCACUUCGUUCAAGUGAUCUUGUACAGCUUCUGGGAGUUCAAGACACAUUGUCAGUAGUUAGCCAACUGAGUCCAGUGCUGCUAAUCAGUAGUACAGGCCAUUUGCAUAUCUGUCAUCAGUCAUUUACAGAUUUUCUGCUUGACCAAAAGUGCUCAAAGGAUUUUUGGGUGGAUUCUCAGAAGCAGAGUCUCUGUUUUGCUGGGUCUUGUAUGCAAUAUAUGAGUGCAAAGCUCAAAUUCAACUUUUUUGAUCUGAAAACAUCACACAUUCUAAACAAAGACAUUCUGAACCUGAUGGACCAUAUCAAAAAUGUGAAAUCUACUGCCCUAGAUCAUGCAAGCUACUUCUGGGCAAUCUAUCUGCAAAAGUAUCCUGAUGAGGCAUUACAAAGGAAGAUAAUGGCGCAGAUGGAGGAUUUUCUGAUAAACCAUCUUUUACAUUGGCUACAGAUUAUGAGUAUAAUGGGGGCUGUAAAUCAUGCUGCCCACUUACUGUUGUUGACUGAAAAUUGGUGCAGUUCUAGUAUGUCAGAAUUUGCAAGUGAUGCAAACCAGUUUAUUAUGACAUUUUUUGAGCCAAUAUCUAAUGCAGCACCACACAUUUACAUCUCAGCACUGCCAUUUGCACCACAAAAUUCUAAAAUAUCUCUGCAUUUCAUAAAACAUUUUGUAAAGACUUUGACAAUUGAGAAUAGUCAGAUGAAGUGGUGGCCAGAUAGGUGCCUGAUGAGAAUAAAGGUUGCAUAUUCUCCUAAUGGGAGACACAUAAUCUCUGGUUCUCAAGACAGUACAAUCAAAGUCUGGGAUGCUUUGACAGGCCACAAUGGUUAUGUUACCUCAGUUGCAUAUUCUCCUACUGGCACAGACAUUGUUUCUGGAUCUGCAGAUAAGACCAUCAGAGUCUGGAAUGCUCUGACAGGCCAGAGGUUCAUGGAUCCUCUAAAAGGCCAUAGUGAUUGGGUUACUUCAGUUGCAUAUUCUCCAAGUGGCAGGCAUAUUGUUUCAGGGUCCCAUGAUUGCACAGUCAGGAUUUGGAAUACUGAAACAGGGCAGGGUGUGAUGGAUCCACUCAUUGGUCAUGAUGACAAUGUGAACUGUGUUGCAUAUUCCCCUAAUGGAAAGAAUAUUGUUUCUGGAUCUAAUGAUAAGACAAUCAGGGUCUGGGAUGCUUUAUCUGGUCAGAGUAUAAUGGUUAUUUUCAGAGGCUCUGAUCCAUUCUACACAGUAGCUUUUUCUCCUGAUGGCAAGCACAUUCUUUCUGCAACUCAAUACCGCAUAAUUAGAUUCUGGAACGCUCUGACAAGUCAUUGUCCUCUUGAAGAUGAUGAGGGUUCAGUUUAUUCAGUUGCUUUUUCACCCAAUGGCAAGCACAUUAUUUCUCGAUGUGGGGACAAUACAAUCAAAGUUUGGGAUGCUCUAACAGGUCACACUGAGGUAGAUCAUGUAAGAGGCCAUAACCAGGGGAUAAGAUCAGUUGCAUUUUCUCCUAAUGGCAAACACAUUGUCUCUGGGUCUAAUGGUGCAACACUCAGAAUUUGGGAUGCUCUGACAGGUGUAAGUGUCAUGGGUCCACUUAGAGGUCAUGACAAGAUGGUUACAUCAGUUGUAUUUUCCUCUGAUGGCAGAUACAUUGCCUCUGGAUCUCAUGACUGCACAGUUAGAGUCUGGGAUGCUUUAACAGUUGCAUUUUCUCCUGAUGGUAGAUACAUUGCCUCUGGAUCUUGGGACAAGACAGUCAGGGUUUGGAAUGCACUGACAGGGCAGAGUGUCUUAGACUCUCUUACAAGUCACACCCAUCAGUUUCAUUCAGUUUCAUUUUCUCCAGAUGGCAGAUUCAUUAUCUCUGGGUCUGAGGACAGAACAAUCACAGUAUGGGACACUCUGAUGGGGCAAAGCAUUAUGAAGCCUCUCAGAGGCCAUAACAAUCAGGUGAAUUCAGUUUUUUUUUCUCCUGAUGGAAGAUACAUUGUGGAUCUGAUGAUAGAACUGUCAGAGUGGCAUGCUAGCUAUGUUACUUCGGUUGCAUUCUCUCCUGAUGGGAGGUACAUUGUUUCUGGUUCUCAUGACAAAACAAUUAGACUCUGGGACACUCUGACAGGUUACAGUUUGGGAGAUCCAUUUGAAGGCCAUUAUGAUGGAGUUCUAUCAGUUGUAUUCUCCCCUGAUGGUAGGCAUAUCACUUCUGGAUCUUUAGACAAUAUCAUCAGACUCUGGGAUGCUCAUGAAGCCUGCAUAGGCUUGAAUCCCUCAGCUCCUUCAGUUGCAUUUCCAUCUGAAGUCAGAAAUAAUGUUGAUCACACUGAUACCCCUCACAGUGUAUCUCACACUUUCAAGAGUAAACCUGUUUUCUUUUGUCCCUCUAAGGGACAUGAUAAUUGGAUUAUAGAAGAAGAUUUGGAGUCAUAUCUCUUCUGGGUGCCACCAAGAAAUAAACAUGGUUUAUUCUUACCAAGAACAGUCAAUGUACUGGGCACCAUUCCAACUAUACUUGAUUUUAGUAACUUUGUCGAGGUCUUUAUUGUCCUCCACUGA
Messenger RNA from Laccaria bicolor S238N-H82, 3354 nucleotides. RefSeq lists its product as uncharacterized. The record is from RefSeq and is a predicted model, not a curated record. The transcript is spliced from 7 exons. NCBI's taxonomy places the organism in Eukaryota, Fungi, Basidiomycota, Agaricomycetes, Agaricales, Hydnangiaceae. Bases 1 to 3354 code for a protein of 1117 amino acids. Gene Ontology annotation, molecular function: protein binding.